This is a messenger RNA of Phanerochaete carnosa HHB-10118-sp, 651 nucleotides long. RefSeq lists its product as uncharacterized. Gene Ontology annotation, biological process: methylation. Bases 1 to 651 code for a protein of 216 amino acids. NCBI's taxonomy places the organism in Eukaryota, Fungi, Basidiomycota, Agaricomycetes, Polyporales, Phanerochaetaceae. Gene Ontology annotation, cellular component: eRF1 methyltransferase complex. Gene Ontology annotation, molecular function: protein methyltransferase activity; nucleic acid binding; S-adenosylmethionine-dependent methyltransferase activity. The record is from RefSeq and is a predicted model, not a curated record. The transcript is spliced from 7 exons.
AUGAUCCCGACGCCAGACCUCUCACAUCUGACCACUGCGGACUAUGAGCACGUUUACAAGCCUGCGGAGGACACAUUUAUCCUGCUUGACGCGCUUGAGCAGGACGCGGACGAGCUUCGCGAAACAAAGCCUCUGGUGUGCCUGGAGAUAGGGUCUGGUUCAGGCUGCGUCUCCAGCUUCGUCGGGGCCAUCCUCGGGCACUCGUGUCUGUACCUUUCUACGGACAUCAAUCCUCAUGCCGCCUCAUGCACACUGCGAACUGCGCGUCAGAACAAGACGGCCGUAGACCCCAUCGUCGCAAGCCUGGCAGGCCCGGUGCGGACGCGUCUGCACCGCAGCAUCGAUCUCCUCAUAUUCAACCCUCCCUACGUUCCGACUUUCGAUGAAGAAGCGUACGGUGCGCAGAGCACCGCCGGGAUUGCGGGCGCGUGGGCAGGCGGGAGGGAUGGCAUGCAGGUCACGGACGCGCUGCUGGACGACCUGGACAAUCUGCUGUCUCCGACAGGCCUGUUCUACCUGGUAGCAGUCAAGCAGAACGACGUGCCCGGAAUUCGAAGUCGGAUGGAGCAGGAGUCCGGAUUUCGGAGCGAGGUGGUGUUGCAACGAAGAGCAGGUCGGGAACAUCUCUUCGUAGUACGGUUCACGCGCUAG